Chrysochloris asiatica (Cape golden mole) is the source of this 942-nucleotide messenger RNA. RefSeq names its product olfactory receptor 1F1-like. The record is from RefSeq and is a predicted model, not a curated record. NCBI's taxonomy places the organism in Eukaryota, Metazoa, Chordata, Mammalia, Afrosoricida, Chrysochloridae. Gene Ontology annotation, cellular component: membrane. Gene Ontology annotation, biological process: G protein-coupled receptor signaling pathway. Gene Ontology annotation, molecular function: olfactory receptor activity; G protein-coupled receptor activity. Bases 1 to 942 code for a protein of 313 amino acids. The transcript has a single exon.
AUGACUCAGGCAAACCAGUCGAGUGUCUCUGAGUUCUUCCUCCUGGGAUUCUCCAGGCAACCCCAGCAGCAGCGGCUCCUCUUCGUGUUCUUCCUGAGCAUGUACCUGGCGACAUUCCUGGGAAACCUGCUCAUCAUCCUGGCCAUUAGCAUAGACUCCCGCCUGCACACCCCCAUGUACUUCUUCCUCAGCAACCUGUCCUUCGUGGACGUCUGCUUCUCCUCCACCACAGUCCCCAAGAUGCUGGCCAACAUACUCAGCAGUCAGAGCAUCUCCUUCAUUGACUGUCUCACGCAGAUGUAUUUUUUCAUUGUUUUUACAGACAUGGACAAUUUCCUCCUGGCUGUGAUGGCCUAUGACCGCUUUGUGGCAAUAUGCCACCCCUUACACUACACAACAAAGAUGACCCAUCUGCUCUGUGCUCUGAUGGUCUCUGGGUCUUGGAUUCUUGCCCUUCUAAAUGCUCUGUUGCAUACCCUGCUAAUGGCUCGACUUUCAUUCUGUGCAGACAACACAAUCCACCACUUCUUCUGUGAUAUAUCUGCUCUCUUAAGACUCUCCUGCUCUGACACAUACCUCAAUGAGAUGAUGAUUCUUAUUGAGGGGGCCCUGAUAAUGAUCAUCCCAUUGGUUUGCAUCCUGAUUUCCUACAUUUGUAUCACUUGUGCUGUCCUGAGAGUCCCAUCCACACAGGGAAAAUGGAAAGCCUUCUCCACCUGUGGCUCCCACCUGGCUGUGGUUUCCCUCUUCUAUGGCACCAUCAUUGCUGUGUAUUUCAACCCUUCAUCCUCCCACUCAGCUGAGACAGACUCUGCAGCUACUGUGUUGUACACUGUGGUGACCCCCAUGCUGAACCCUUUCAUCUACAGCCUCAGGAACAAGGACAUCAAAGGGGCCUUAGCAAAAGUGAUUUCUAGGAAAUUUUUUUCUGUUCAACAAUGA